Schistosoma turkestanicum is the source of this 1184-nucleotide messenger RNA. The record is from the annotation of a GenBank genome assembly. NCBI's taxonomy places the organism in Eukaryota, Metazoa, Platyhelminthes, Trematoda, Strigeidida, Schistosomatidae.
UCGUAAUAUUAUUUCGUUACUUAUUAUUAUCUUUCAAGCUACUUGGUUUUAUAGCUUCAAAAGACUGGUAAAAACAAAUGACAUCGAAUAAAUGGAGUUUUUUUCGUGGUGUCACUUAUUUAUUUCGUAUAACCAAUGGUGAUGAUGAAUGGAGUUAUGAUGAAGAACCACAUGUAUCAAGACGAAAAGAGAUUUUAUCAAAAUAUCCAGAAAUUAAACAAUUAAUGGGACCAGAUAUUAAAUUAGUUUAUUUUACUGUAUUAGAAGUUUUCCUACAAUUCCUCGUAGCUUAUUUUAUAUCCAUUUAUCAACCAUCAUGGUUUAUAUGGUUAUUCUUAACUUAUACAAUUAGUGGUACUAUUAAUCAUUCACUUGGUUGUGCUAUACAUGAAAUUGGUCAUAAUUUAGUAUUUGGACAUAAAUAUGGUAAAGCAAAUCGUUUAUAUUCAAUAUUUAUUAAUUUACCAAUGGGAUUACCAAUUGCUAUAUCUUAUAAAAAAUAUCAUCAAACACAUCAUAGAUGGUUAGGACAUGAAGAAGGUGAUGCUGAUAUGCCAUUAAAUUUUGAAGUGAAAUUAUUUACUCAUCCAAUUAGUCGAUUAAUAUGGUUAAUUAUUCAUCCAUUAUUUUAUGCAUUUCGUCCAUUUAUUAAACAUCCAUUACCAUUAACAUUAUGGGAAAUAAUUAAUUUUUUCAUACAAAUACUAUUCGAUGUCAUAAUAUGGUAUUAUUUUGGUUUAUGGACAUUAAAUUAUUUUAUUAUUGGUACAUUCUUAGGUUUAGGUUUACAUCCAUUAUCUGGACAUUUUAUUAGUGAACAUUAUUUAUUUACUGAUAGACAAGCAACUCAUUCAUAUUAUGGUAUUGGAAAUUAUCUUAUGUUUAAUUUAGGUUAUCAUGUGGAACAUCAUGAUUUUCCGUAUAUUGCUUAUACAAAUUUACCAAAAUUAAAACAAAUUGCUAGUGAAUAUUAUGAUCAUUUACCAUAUCAUACAUCAUUGUGUAAAGUUUUAUGGGAUUUUGUAUUUGCACCAAAUCAUGGUCCACAAGCUCAUUGUGUUACAUCACAAGAUUUAUCAAAACCAGAAAUUUAUAAUCAUCAAAAUUUGUCAAAUAAUCCAUUGAAAUGUAGUGAAAAAGAUUGGAAAUAUCAUAAAUUAAACAAAAUAAAAAGCAGUAAAUGA